AUGCGCCAGUGUAUUUGGGAAACUGAGUACUGUCAACAGUUCCAUCACUAUCACCAAGGAGGUAAAUAUCAUUCGCGUCAGCAUAGCUGCAAGGAUGUGGCGGACGACACAUCACAGCGGAUGCCUCUCUCGCGGGUUUACUCUCAAGAUGGUGCUCUGGGUACUGCACUAUUCGUGGCAGAUCGGGCUGUAUCUGCUUUCCGACAGCCCUGGGUACAACAACCUUUCUUCUGGGUUUUGCCCGAAGCUGAGCGCGGUCGCGCGGCCGCUACCAGUAACCUUCUCGAAGGUGAAAAUAGUGCGUAUGCCUCUGCCGUCACUGUAUUUAUUGAGAUGCACAACGCGGUACUCAUCUCCCACUCCAGCAGUAUCGAAGCGCUCGAGGGGAUAUCCAAGCCUCAGACGGCACGCCGACAAGGUUGCAGCAGGAAAGGUUCUAAAAACCAGGAAAUCAUGGCUCAUGCCAGCGAGAUCCAGGAAACGAACCGAGCACUUGUCGACAUGGAGGGGAGGGUGAGUUCCAACACGUACGGUCGGUCAAAAGAAGCCCUCGAGAAAACCGCCAAGGCCCGGCAGUACCGUGACGUCGAAAUCCAAAGUACAGAAACAGGCGUUGAACUUGUUCAACCUCAGCAGCAGCUGAUGGUCAAUGCCAGCAGUCGAGAGAAAGCUCUCAGUGCUGAGCUUGAUCUAGUCAAGGUCAUGCCUGAUCGCCGACUGUCAGAAGGCUUUUGUUUAUUCAACAAAGGAUACCGAGCACAGACGGAAGAUCGACAAUCUCCAGUCCAACGGUUGAACCCUCGGUGCAGAGUGCCAGAAGCUGCUUGCACUGGUCCAAAGGCAGCUAGCAACAUCAACUCCCUCGCGGACGCUAACGCCAAGGUUAUCGAACAUCAAGCACAUAUCGAUCACCUGAAGCAGCAGCGAAUGAGCCAGCUCGUAGAGACGCCAACGGACGCCUUGAGCGGACAACAGCUCGAGAGACUCCGCACAUGA
This is a messenger RNA of Paracoccidioides lutzii Pb01, 996 nucleotides long. RefSeq lists its product as hypothetical. The coding region runs from base 1 to 996 and encodes 331 amino acids. The record is from RefSeq and is a predicted model, not a curated record. The transcript is spliced from 3 exons.